UGAAGCUAGUGAGCAAAGAACUAAUUCCACUUCUUCAAUUAUCCAAUUCUGCAAGAAUAAUAAAUGUCUCCUCCUCCUUGGGACAGUUAAAGCACCUGUGACAUCACUUUUAGUGAUGUCACAUGUGCUAAUUAACAACAAUGGAAUUUCAGCAUAUCCCAAAUGAGAAUACAAGGAAGGAGCUAGGAGAUGUAGAUGGCCUCACAGAAGAGAAAGUGGACAAGGUGGUGGAAGGGUUCCUAGAAGACGUCAAGGAGAAUUUGAUACAAGUCAACGGCUGGCCGACAAAUUUUUCUGCUUAUUUUGUCUCCAAGGCAGCUGUGAAUGCUUUUACAAGGGUUCUUGCUAUGAAGUAUCCCAACAUUGCCAUUAACUCAGUUGGUCCUGGCUAUGUCAAGACAGAUAUUAAUCACAACACUGGGGUCUUAACUGUUGAAGAAGGAGCUAAAAGUCCUGUCAUGCUGGCUUUGAUGCCUGAAGGUGGACCUUCUGGUCUAUUCUUUGAUAAGACUAAAGUGUCAACCUUUUAAGUGAUAAUUGAUGCAAUACGAUGCACUUGCUCAUUUUUAUGUAACGUUUCGUACUACUUUUUCCAAUUCGA
Messenger RNA from Corylus avellana, 601 nucleotides. The record is from RefSeq and is a predicted model, not a curated record. NCBI's taxonomy places the organism in Eukaryota, Viridiplantae, Streptophyta, Magnoliopsida, Fagales, Betulaceae.